AUGGCUGAAGAAAUCGCCUUCAGUAUCGCAGAACAAGUAAUAACAAAGUUGGGGUCACUUGCUUUCCAAGAAAUUGAAUUGAUAAGUGGUGCCAAAGAUGAUAUGAAGAAGCUUGAAAAUUCUCUCUCCACUAUCAAAGCGGUAUGCAACCUUUUUUCUUCCUCAAAUCAAAUUCGCUUUCGAUCAAAGCUGGGCCAUAGAGUUCGGGACAUUAGACAGAAGCCAAACGAGGCGGAAAAUGAAAUUUCUAGCCUCCAUUUAAUGAAGAAAGAAAUAGUAACAGAUGUGAGAGAUAAAAGUAGUGGAAGGGAGACAUCCUCUGUACUGAAACCUGAUAUGAUAGGAAGGGAAAAAGAUAAGGAAAAAAUGAUUGAGUCAUUGUUGAAUCCAACUAGUAGUCAAGGAAAUGUUUCUGUGAAUGCAAUUGUUGGUAUUGGGGGCUUAGGGAAGACUGCACUUGCCCAGUUGGUGUAUAAUGAUGAAAAAGUUAAAAAUUACUUUGAAAGGAAGAUGUGGCAAUGUAUUUCUGAGGAAUUUGAUGUGAAAUUGCUUGUUAAGAAGAUCCUUGAAUGUGCAACUAAUAAUGAGGUGCCUAAUUUAUUAGGAUUAGAACAAUUGCAUAUUCGCCUUAAAGAGAAUUUAGAAGGGAAGAGGUAUUUGUUGGUGUUAGAUGAUGUAUGGAAUGAAGAUCAGAAAAAAUGGGAUGAUUUGAUAGCCUACUUGUUGAUGGGUGCCCCAGGGAGUAAAAUUUUGGUCACCAUUCGUAGCACAAGAGUUGCAUUAGUCAUGGGUGUGGAUUCCCCAUAUGUUUUGCAAGGUCUAGCAGACAAUGAGGCUUGGGAUUUAUUUGAAAAAUUAGCAUUUGGAGGGGGGCAUGGUGCAGUGAUGAAUCCUAACCUAAUAAAAAUUGGAAAAGAGAUGGUAAAGAAAUGUAAAGGAGUUCCACUUGCAAUAAGGAGUUUAGGAAGCCUCAUGCAUUUGAAAACUAAAGAGAGUGAGUGGUCUUCCAUUUUAGAAAGUGAAUUAUGGAGGUCAUUUCAAACAAGUGAGAAUGAGAAUGCGCUCUCUGUGCUGAAGUUGAGUUACUGUCACAUGCCCACUUAUUUAAGGCAAUGUUUCAGUUAUUGUGCAAUGUUUCCCAAAGGUCACGAAUUUGAUAAAGAAACAUUAAUUCGUUUGUGGAUAGCACAAGGAUACAUUGUUUGUUCAAGUAAGGAUGACGAUUUAGAGGAUAUUGGAGAUCAGUGCUUCAAUGAAUUAUUAUGUCGAUCAUUCUUCCAUCAGUCAAAAAGUAUGGAUGGUUAUAAAAUGCAUGAUCUUAUCCAUGAUCUAGCACAAUCAAUAGCAAAGGAUAGGUACUUUGCAGUAGAGAAUGUUUGCGAAGGAAUCCAUCAUGUAUAUUGGCCAUCUUCUUUGAAUGAAAUUGAGAUGCUGGUUAAAAUUAAGGGCAUGAGGACAUUAUUUUUUGAACGUUUUCCUGAGAGUGUAACGUUAAAAAAGGGUUUAAAUAUGAUCUUUUCAAAUUUUCAAAAGUUACGUUCCUUGCAUUUAGGAGGGUAUAUAUUUGAAAAUAAGAUCUUUUCAAAUUUUCAAAAGUUACAAGCCUUACAAGCCUUGAAAUUAAAAAGGUUGCAUGCCUUGAAUUUAAAAGGGGACUAUAUCGUUUCAAAUUUUCAAGAGUUGCGUGCCUCGCACUUAGGUGGGGAUAUAAUUGAAAAUAAGAUCUUUUCAAAUUUUCAAAAAUUACAAGCCUUAGAAGCCUUGGAAUUAAAAAGGUUGCAUGCCUUGCAUUUGGAAGGGGAUUUCGGGACGGAUAUUAUUGAAGUGCCAAAUUCAAUAACAAAAUUGAAGUAUUUGAGAUAUCUUGACAUCUCUGGGCUUGACAUGGAAACACUCCCAAAGUCCAUAACUAAUUUGCAAAACUUGCAAACUCUAAUACUCUCAUAUUGUAUAUAUCUUCAAGAGUUGCCCAGAGACAUAGAAAAACUGAUCAGCCUUAGGUGCCUCAUGAUUGAUGGAUGUGGAAAGCUAAGAUGCAUGCCAAUUGGAUUGGGGAAAUUAACUUGUUUGCGCCAACUGUCAGAUUUUGUGGUGGCAAGGGAUGAAGAGUCCAACCAAGUGAAUUUAAGGGAAAAGAAACACCUCCAGUAUUUGGAGUUAUGUUGGAGAAAUACUUAUCUUUAUGAGGGCCCUAUUGAUAAUACUGAAGUUGAAAAGGAUGAAUUAUUGUUAGAAAAGCUUGAGCCUCAUCCAAAUUUACAAUCCUUGGUUGUGGAAUCUUUCAAGGGUGUGAGAUUUUCAAGUUGGUUGUCUUCUAUCACAAAUUUAGUACAUAUUACCCUUAGGGGUUGUCUAAAAUUGAAGCAGCUUCCACCAUUGGACCAACUCCCUUAUCUAAAAACCCUUCGUCUCGAAGACCUUCAUUCUCUAGUGUAUAUAUCAGAUAAGGAGCCUUCCUUUUUGGCAUCGCCAUCAUUUACAUCUUACCCAUCGCUGCAAGAGAUUGAACUCAGAAAUUGUUUUAAUUUGAGAGGAUGGUGGAGGAAGAAGAAAAGAAGUGGGGUUGAACUUGCUCAAUUUCCUUGUCUUUCAAAAAUGCAAAUCUGGGGCUGCUACAAGCUUAUUCUAGAUGAUGGUGAAGCCAUUGAAUGGGGAGGUCUCAGGAGUCUUCAAUCUCUUUCUUUUAGAUUUCUGUCAGAAUUGAAAUCUCUACCAAAGGGGCUUCAAUUUGCUACAAACCUGCAAGAGCUCAUCAUCAAUCAUUGUGAUAGUUUGAUGGCUUUACCAGAUUGGAUAGGCAACCUCACAUCCCUUCAACGGCUAGAAAUUUCCUACUGCCCUGAUUUGACAAUGCUGCCUGAGGGGAUGCAUUUACUGACUUCUUUACAGAAGUUGACGAUUCACAGAUGCCUCAAGUUGUCUGCAAGAUGUAUGAAGGAAAAGGGUGUGGAUUGGCCAAAGAUUGCUCACAUCCCUAAUCUCGAGAUUCAACGUCCAGGAUUGUCUCUAGACUAUAACUUGUUUCAUGGCCCCGUCCCUGCUUCUUUAGGAAACUUACAAAACUUAACUGGUGUAAACCUUUCGGGGAACCAACUGAACGGGACUCUUCCUGAUAGUUUUGGCCAGCUUUCUCAGCUAUCUGCCUUGGAUGUUUCCCUUUAUAAUCUGAUAGGUUCAAUCUCUGAAGUGCAUUUCUCAAAGCUUAAUAAAUUGAAGUUCUUGGGAUUGAGCUCCAAUUCAUUCUUUUCCAAUGUCAGUUCCAAUUGGGUACCUCCAUUCCAGGUCCAGGAUCUUGAAGUAGUUACAUGGCCAGCUAAAAAAUCCUUUGACUGUAGUUCCUUGAGCUCCAACUUUCUAGAAGGACCAACUCCCCUUUCCACUUUUGAGAUUGAGUUGCUAGAACUCUCCAACAAUCGUUUUUCAGGUCCUAUUCUAGAAAAACUUGCUCAAUCCAUGCCAAACUUGGUCUUCCUCUCUCUUUCAGGUAACCAAUUGACUGGAGAUAUCCCUGUCUCUAUAGAAGCUAUGGUGUCCCUUGUGGUCCUUGAUCUUUCAGUGUGA
Messenger RNA from Hevea brasiliensis (rubber tree), 3561 nucleotides. RefSeq names its product putative disease resistance protein RGA4. Gene Ontology annotation, molecular function: protein binding; ADP binding. The coding region runs from base 1 to 3561 and encodes 1186 amino acids. Lineage: Eukaryota; Viridiplantae; Streptophyta; Magnoliopsida; Malpighiales; Euphorbiaceae. The record is from RefSeq and is a predicted model, not a curated record. The transcript is spliced from 5 exons. Gene Ontology annotation, biological process: defense response to other organism.